AGCUGAUUAGUGCCGACGACGCGGUAUAGCGUGUUUUUAAAAUUUUAGCAUUUAAAAUGAGUACUAAUAAAUCAGAAGAAGCUAUUAAAGAAAAGAUAUUGAAUGCGGCUAAGAAAAAUCCUAAAGGUAUAUCAGAUAAAGACAUUAAAGCCGCCGUGCCGGAGCUGUCCUCUGGGGAACUAGUAGCCGCUAUCAACUCACUAUUGCAGCAAGGCUGUUUUGAUUUAUUCAAUCAAUGCGGAUCUCUUAUUUAUAGGUUAAAAGCUCAAACUAGUAAAACAGCCGUCAAAGGUGCAGACAAUGAGGAGAAAGUAGUUUAUAACCUGAUAGAAGAAGCUGGUAAUAAGGGAAUAUGGAUUCGUGACAUCAGAGUUCGUUCUAACCUCGCCAAUACACAGCUCACUAAAGUACUGAAGAGUCUGGAGAGCAAAAAAGUUAUUAAGGCAGUGAAAUGUGUCAACGCUUCAAAAAAGAAAGUGUACAUGUUGUAUAAUUUAGAACCAGAUCGGUCUAUAUCAGGAGGAGCAUGGUAUCAGGAUCAAGAUUUUGAGUCAGAAUUUGUGGAUAUAUUGAAUCGCCAGUGCCUUAGAUUUUUGCAGCAAAGAGCUGACAAAAUCAAGAACAAUGUUCGAGGGCCCAUUGUUGGCAGAACUCAGUCUUACGCUACUGGUGCAGAAGUCCACAAAUACAUAACUGACUUAGGAAUUAGUAAUGUUACCCUAGAUGUUGAAGAUGUGGUCACAAUUUUGAACACACUAGUAUAUGAUGGAAAGGCAGAAAGCAGUGUGUACCCGGACGGCAGCAAGGUGUUUCGUGCCAUUGAAUCCCUCCUACCUCCCCCGGGGCUGGUGCAAGUGCCCUGUGGAGUGUGCCCUCUCAUACACAAGUGCUAUUCCAAAGGACUUAUCACUCCACAGGACUGUACUUAUAUGAAUGAAUGGCUAGAAUAAUAAAUAUAUAAGAAUAAUAUAUAU
Leguminivora glycinivorella is the source of this 974-nucleotide messenger RNA. It is a transcript of the gene Polr3F, whose product is annotated as probable DNA-directed RNA polymerase III subunit RPC6. Bases 57 to 950 code for a protein of 297 amino acids. Gene Ontology annotation, cellular component: RNA polymerase III complex. Gene Ontology annotation, biological process: transcription by RNA polymerase III. The record is from RefSeq and is a predicted model, not a curated record. The transcript has 4 exons. Lineage: Eukaryota; Metazoa; Arthropoda; Insecta; Lepidoptera; Tortricidae.